AUGUCCAUCAAUAUGAGAUCAAAUGCAUUAUUUGAUCGAAUUUUAGGGUACAAUAGAAUAAACCCAGGUUCAGCUUUAGUUCAAAACAUAGGAUCUUUAAUCAAAGAUAGAUGUCAAGUUACAUUGAACCACCCUGUUUCUACAAUAUUAAACCUGAAUUCACCAAAACAAACCCAACUUUUACCACUUCUUAAUCUUCCAAGCUCCAUUAGUGGCAUACAAGAGAUUAUAGGUCAUGAUUGUAUUACUGAUUUACAAUAUGAAAAUAACUUUACAAUUCUCAAGAAAUAUACAUACUUUACGGCAAUGGCAAUAAUAUGUGAAAAGGGUAUCAAGUUAUCAACUAAAUUUAUUGGUGGUACUGUUUCAUCUUCAGAAUUAACUGAAAUUUGUGACCAUGUUAUCGAGUUGUUCCCGCAGUUUUUUGAGCUAGAAGGAUAUAAUCUUAUAAAUGCUAGAAGUGUUGUAUUUUUGUUGCUUCAAGAGUCUUUCUUUCAAAUUCAAACUAGAGCCUGUCGUUUAUUAAAAGGGCAAAGCAACUUUUGUUCUGAAAAAACCCAGAUUAAUCUAAACUAUGAAAAAGGUAUCUUUGAAAGUUUCAAUAAUUGUUUAGAAAGUAUGAGAACACCAUUUUGCUUACCAGAUGACGGGGAUCAAUCAGCCAAGUUAUACUUAAAUACGUCAGAUUUAUCAUAUGUUUCGACUGAACCAGGUAAAAAAAAUAAGAAAUUCCUAAAGUUAUUCGGUUCAGAUUAUGAGGUUUCUCCUUACUUGGGAAUCAUUGGUAAUGUUCAAUCAAAAAGAAUUGAUUUAUUUACAGCUGAUAUAGACCAAAAAUUGGAACAUGAUUCAAGAUUCAUGGUGGUGAAUGUUUUCAAGAAAGUUUUAAAAAUUCUAAAGGUAGGUGAAAACGUUGAUGAAAGACUUUUUGAACUUAUUAGAAUUGGUGGAGCUGACUUCUUUGGGCAACGAGUGAGUACCAAUGGUAUUUACCAUUCAUCAACAGAAAACUGUUCUAAAAUACGUACAGAGCAGCAAAGUCACCGUAUACCAAAUAUUCUUAUGGACUUCAUAAUUGUUCAAACUUAUAGAAAAAAUCCAUCAAUAUUCAAUAAGGGAUGUACAGCUGAUCAGAUGCUACCAAGAGAGUUAUGGUCCUCCACAGAUGAAGAUGUAAAUCAACUUUUGGAAAAAAAUCAGAAAAAUUACUCUUUCAAUGCUGAUGAUUCAGGUAGCCCAGGAAGUAUUGAAAGCUGGGAAAAUCUACCAAGCCCUGUUCCAAUUGAAGAUCCCAUAGAUGAUCCACCUGAACAUGAUGAAUCAAUGAAUGAUACCACAUCCAAUCCACAUUUAGAGAUAAACACAUACCAAGAAGCAUAUGAAUUUUCUACAGAUGGUAGAAAUUCUGCCAGUUUAUGCCUAAAAUUUUUACAAUUACUCAUACCACAAGAUGAAUUAAAGAAAGGUGAAUUGUUGAAUUUUAUAUUAGAAGCCAUUGGUUGGAGUGAAUCAAAAACUUCCAAUACAGAAUCAGCCGAUCUUAAAAUGAAUGAGUUGUCGCUAAGAAUGCUACAGAGUGGAAAUAUGCACAGGUUGAUUGCAACUGAUUCACCUUUAGAUAUACUCUAUGCUUAUUACAAAGUCAUGUUUGGUUUGAAUAUAAAAAAUAAUUCAAAAUUUACAGAUGAUGAAGUCGAAGAGUUUAGAAAAUCUCUUGUUUACGGUGAAAAGAUCAAAGAUGGCCAAAGCUGCUCCAAAAUAAACACUGAAAGUCAGUUUGUGAAACAGUAUGCUAGAAUUAGAAGAGCUGAAGUCAAGUUUAAAAACUCAGAUCAUAGACCAAUAAAAAGAUUACUCCAUAUAAUAAAAAAACUUCUAUUACAUCUCAAAUUAUAUAAUGAGAUUAUCAUAUGCACCUCCUGCUAUAAAGGUUACAUCAUUAGUUCUGAUAAUACCUCUCAUACUGGAAACAACAAUGAGGAUAUGACUAAAAACCCAAUAAAUAUUGAUGAAGAAUAUUCUAAUGCAUCAGUUCAGGCAAAUGUAUUAAACCAAUGUACUUACUGUGGCAAGAGACCAACAUGUUAUUCACUAAGCCAUAGUUCAAAUAGAUAUGGUAUAUUGAAUCCAAAAUUCGUUCUGGUAUUGCUUUAUGAAUCAACGUGGUAUGAUACUACUUUAAAAGAAAGUGAAAGUUAUUUCAAGAUUUUGCAUGAAAAUGAUAUACUUUCAGUGAAAAACAAUAGUUUAAUAGAUAAAUUAAAAGAUACUCCAGUUGAUUUAAAUGAUGAAUCCUUCAAAUACUUUGAUGAAGAGAGAGAAAGGGAUGGUUUUAAGCAUAUAUGGUGUCAUACAUCUUUAUCUUCAGACGGUAUUUCAAUGAACAAGAAGAAUUUAAGUAUUUGGAAUUUAGACCUAAAGCUGCUAGAUAUAGUUACACACCCUACAUUCACCUUGGGUAUAAUGCCUCAAUUUAAGAAGAGCACAACAAGUACUGGAUCAUAUGAAUUAGUUAGUAAUGAAGGACAAAAGAUAAACUAUAACUUUACGUACAGUGAAGCGGAAAGCUUGAUGGUUUCAAGUAGGGAAAUAGCUCUUAGAUAUAUUAGAGAUGAAUUGAAACAGUCUGAAAUUGAGGGAAUUUUUUUCGAUAAAUGUCAUACAUAUUCAUUAUCAAGUCCAAAUGUUGAAUUAUCAAAUGAUAAGAUGAAGGUGAUCAGAGCAAGAGAUGAAUUUUAUGAAAAUAAAAUGAUACUUCAGGUUUUUAACCAUGGCUUGGGUGCUGAUCUUCAAGGGAUACAUCACUUCACAAGUUCAACUACAUUGAGUGCAAAUCAGCCCUGUUCACAUUGUCCAAUCAACAAAGUUGAUUCGGUGAAUAACUUACUAUUGGAGGUUAUGGAUAAUGACCCACAUGUUGAAUUAGAAGAAUCACAUUCAUACAUCAAAUCACGUAUGAAAGUGUUAAACACAAAAAAAGAAAAGAACUAUAUUUAUAAUCAAGAAGAACUUAAACGUUUACCAAGAAAAAACCAAAAGUUGAAAUCUAAUCUUCAACAUGAUGCUGGUCUUUUAAAAUUAUUUGGUUACGAUUUGGCAGGUGAACCACUGGAUUAUAGAAAUAAUGGGGUAGACAACAUUUUGAUUUUAGAUACUUUUCAUCUAUUUAACGAAAAUCUUUCAAGGAAAUUCACAAACUUAGUGUUCUGGCCUUCAAAAAAAUCAACUGUCAAUGACAAUUCUAGUUUUUUAAGAUCCUCAAGAAAAUCAAAUUUAGAAAAAUUCAAAUUAAACCCUUUUGUUUUGGGGUCAAGAUACAACUUUGGUAAGUGGUCUGCUAGAAGUUCAAGUUGUGGUUCACAUGCAGCUCCAAACUUGUUAGAUUUUUGCAAUGCUGCUUCAUCUAAUAACGGGUCCAUUCCUUAUGUAACAGGUGAUCAACAGAACAGUUUGAUAUUCUUGCUUUUGGUGGUCCUACAUGAUGAAAAAUGUCCUUUGAAAGAUCAAUUAUCUGAAUCAGAAUUGUCACAAUUUACUGAAAUAGUAUCAAGAUAUAUAGAAAUUGGCCAAAUUAUAAAUUCUCAUCAACUUUUGACAGAAUCAAUUUUAGGAGAUCUUGAAAAAAGUGUUAGUUCAUUUGUUGAAUGCUAUCAAAUCACUUUUGGUAUUGAUGGAUCCACAGUCAACAGCUAUACAAAUCAAAUGUCUUCGUUAUAUUUACAUUACCUUUACAAUCACAUCAUAGAUCAAAUAAGAGAUCUAGGAAAUAUGUCAGUGUUUUCAGGAUUUGCUACAGAACGUAGUGUUGGUUCACUGAAGAGAAAUAAUCAUUCACAUCAGUAUACAGCUGAACAUGUCUCUAAUAAAUUGGUUUUGAAAACUGUGUUAACAGGUUUAGUACAUAAUCAACUGAAUUUAUUUUCAGAUGAGAAUCCUGCUGCUCCAAGUACUAAUGACAAUGGGUUUUAUGGAUCAAAAGAUUUGUUGAGGAUUAAAAACGUCAUUUUAGGUGAUAAUAAUAGUUACAUGAAACCUUGUAAUUUAAUUAAUUCUGGUUAUGAUAUGAACGCUGCAGGUGCUGAAGCUGGUAUUGUUAAUGGUGAUGCAGAUGCUUUUAAUACAGAUCAAUCAUCGCAGUUCAAUAGUUGCAAAAGAAGAAAGAUGGAAUUUAUAGAUUAUAAAUUUGAAAACUUUUGGAGUAACACAAUAUUUUUGAAUAAACCUUUGAAAGAGUUUUUUUUGAAUCAACUAAAUAUUGAAGACCAGAAACAUUUAAUGAGCAAGCUUAAAGAUAUUGAGAUGGUUAAUGCUGAUAAUUUGAUAUCAAACAGAAGACUGGAUCUUGAUGAAACAAUUGGCAAUCAUGCAGCUUUAAAGAUUAGAAGUCUUCAAAAAGUUGUGGCAAUCAUUUUAAGUAAAAUUGUUAAAUCAUUUGAAAAAUUUUGUGCAACAAGAACAAUCACUAAAUUUGAAAUAAAUUCAGCCCCAAUCUAUCCACAACCAAAUACUGCUGAAAUUUUUCCAUCAUUCAAACAUAUAAGAACGAAGGAAAAAUCAAUUAUUAUUGAUAAUGAUCUAAACUUUUACCAAAUUUCACAAAUCUUUAGAAUUUCAGGAAAAAUAAAAAAUAAAAAUAUCACAAUAACUAAGGAUUAUAUUAUUGGAUAUCAGUUAGAUAUUGAUGUCAUCCGUGGAAAAGGUAUGAACUUCCCAAUACUAUUCAAGCUUUCAAAGCCUUUAGAAAGUUUUCAUAAAAAAGAAAACUUGAAAGCUAUAGAUGUCAAUAAAAUUAUCUGCAAUGAGCCAGCGGAAAUUACAAUUUCUUCUGAUAACCUUUUGAACACAAAGUUUUAUUUUACACAUCAAAGUAUAUUAGAUCUUUCAAAAAGUAAAAAAUUAUUACUGGAAUACUAUAAAUUAAAUGUUUCAGAUAAAACUAUUGUGGAAGUCGAUGGUUUAAUAACUUAUGAGUUUGAAACUAGGGUAGAAGAGGAAAAUAUUAAUGGGUUGGAAGAUAGAUUGGAUAAAGAGACUGAAUCUUAUGAUGAUCAGCAAGUUUGUUAUUUAGAUUAUGAUGAAAAUACUGAUAACAAUAUAUUAUCGGAUAGUUAUUCCAGUUCAAAUAAGUCUGAUGAUGAUAAUGAUGAUUAG
Messenger RNA from Hansenula ciferrii, 5151 nucleotides. RefSeq lists its product as uncharacterized. NCBI's taxonomy places the organism in Eukaryota, Fungi, Ascomycota, Saccharomycetes, Phaffomycetales, Wickerhamomycetaceae. The record is from RefSeq and is a predicted model, not a curated record. Bases 1 to 5151 code for a protein of 1716 amino acids. The transcript is spliced from 2 exons.